This is a messenger RNA of Aspergillus brunneoviolaceus CBS 621.78, 1506 nucleotides long. Its product is annotated as Protein kinase domain-containing protein. The annotation marks the transcript as partial. Gene Ontology annotation, biological process: protein phosphorylation; intracellular signal transduction. The transcript is spliced from 4 exons. Gene Ontology annotation, molecular function: ATP binding; protein serine/threonine kinase activity. Gene Ontology annotation, cellular component: cytoplasm. Lineage: Eukaryota; Fungi; Ascomycota; Eurotiomycetes; Eurotiales; Aspergillaceae. The record is from RefSeq and is a predicted model, not a curated record.
AUGAAUUCUUUUCCAGUACAGAGAUGGGGCUAUGAUUUUCGACACCUUAUUGACCUGAUCACCCGUGACAGAAAGCACGAUCCCAAGUACUUCCAAAGUUACCGGCACAUUCGAAAAUAUGAUUCAGAACUCGCUGCAGUCAUCCGUGAGCUCCUGGAGCCGGGCACUAAGCUUGCGAGUAAUUUCCCAAGCCUUCAUCAAGUUCUCUCCCAUCGCUAUAAUGCAGCCUUGGCUGGCCGGGAAACAGAAGUAUCCCGAUGCCGGCACGUCGAGAAGGAUAGCGGCGAGAGAUACGAUAGCCACCAGUACCAGACUCGGCUUCUACAGCACCCGGAACUUUAUGUAGGCAGGGGUGAGGAGGCUAGGAAGAUAGGUCUCAGAUGGAAGUCUCUAUGCAAAAUACUGAAGAAACAACACUUCGUUAUCCGGGGCAUCCUCGGCAGUGGAAGCUACGGUAUUGUCCUCCUUGCCCAUAAAAGAGACGAUGAAGGUCGCUUGUACGCUAUUAAGAUGGAGAACCUGGUUACAAUCGCCACAACGGUGAAUUAUCACGAGAAAUACAGGGUUGUCGGCACGAUUGGACCCUCACCGGUAAUGGCCCCCUUAUUCUUACAAGAAGAUGAACACCACUACAUCCCAGUUGAGGCGUACAUUCUGCUUCUUGCCAACGAGUGUGGCCGGUUCCCGACCCUUGACUCGGUCUACUCCCACAAGUUAUACCAGGCCAUCGUGAUGUCCGCCCACCUCGAUGAGGCCGUUGCCGAAGCUUCUUAUACCUCCAAAAACCCUGAUUAUGAGGAAUUGCUCGCGCGGAAAUUCGGGGCUUGCACCGCCAGUCAACUCAUAAGAUACAAGAAAUCGUCCCUGGAGGAGCACAUGAUCUGCAAGGUUGCAUCUCAACUCCUGGAAGGCGUCGCCUACUUGCGCGACAUGCAUAUCUGCCACGACGAUCUCAAGAACGAUAAUUUCAUCAUAGAAGAAGACUUGAACACCAUCAUCAUAGACAUCGGACUCUACACAUUCGCCCUCACCGAUAAUGACUAUCUCAAGGGAGAAUUCACCUACGUACCCGCGUACGAAGGCGGCCUCACGCCGGAAUUGACCCUCGAGCUCUUUAGGGCUCGCUAUAUAGAGGAAGCUCAGAAGGAUUCGCAGUUCCAGAUUAAGCUCCCCCACGACCAGCGGAUGACCGGCCUGUGGGUGCUGGCCUCGAACAUCUACGAGCUGCUGCACGGAAUCGCACCCUGGGAGGACCCCAAGUGGGACCGGCACAUCGGCUAUGUGCAGGAUUGGCGGCAACCCGGGGUUGACCAGACAAUCUACGCCGAUCGAAAGCAAGCGCUCAACGCACGGCGAAAAAGGGUAAUCAACAAAGAAUUGCCGCUCUCGGAGAUGCUCUCGCAGGACUGCGCCGAUGCCAUGCUGAUGAUGUUCGCCAAGGACCCUGGGGACCGACCCACGCUGCCGGAGGUGGAGUCCUGUGUGUGGUUCGGGCAGUGGAAAUAC